AUGGCCGGCGACUUUAAUGGAUAUGUUGGGCAGUAUUCCCAUGGAUUCCAGGUUGUGCAUAGUGGUUAUGGCUUUGGCACCAGGAAUGAGGAAGGUACAAGGCUACUUGAGUCAUGUGAUGCAAAUGAUCUUAUGAUCUGCAACACUAACUUUAUAAAGCCAGUCAGCCACCUAAUUACUUAUCAGUCUGGUGGAAAUAUAAACCAGGUUGAUUACCUCUUCACCAGGCAAAGAGACAGGCAGUUGCUCUCAAAUGCAAAGUCUUUCCCAGAUGAAGAGUGUACACCCCAACAUAAGCUAUUAGUUAGUGAUUUCAGAAUUAGGGCUAGAAAGACUCAAGGACAUAAUCCACAUUUGAAAAGAAGAUUAUGGAACCUCAGAGACUCAGCAAACCAACAAAAAUUUAGAGACAUUCUACUGGAGGUUGUACCAAACUGA
This is a messenger RNA of Octopus bimaculoides (California two-spot octopus), 438 nucleotides long. RefSeq names its product protein CFDP2-like. Lineage: Eukaryota; Metazoa; Mollusca; Cephalopoda; Octopoda; Octopodidae. The record is from RefSeq and is a predicted model, not a curated record.